This is a messenger RNA of Macrobrachium nipponense, 1908 nucleotides long. RefSeq names its product T-complex protein 1 subunit delta-like (gene CCT4). The transcript has 10 exons. Gene Ontology annotation, biological process: protein folding. Gene Ontology annotation, molecular function: ATP-dependent protein folding chaperone; ATP binding; ATP hydrolysis activity. The record is from RefSeq and is a predicted model, not a curated record. Gene Ontology annotation, cellular component: chaperonin-containing T-complex. Lineage: Eukaryota; Metazoa; Arthropoda; Malacostraca; Decapoda; Palaemonidae. The coding region runs from base 141 to 1745 and encodes 534 amino acids.
AUUGCGAGCAACAAAACAAAUCGGCAGGCAAAGAGGCUUGUUGUGUCACCUGACAUUUUAUCGUGAAUCAUCGGAUGUCUGCGUAUUGAUUAGUGCUUUGUAAUUCUCUCAUAUUCAAGUACAACUUCUAAAUAGCCGAAAUGUCUGCCAAAAGUGCUGUCCCCAGUAUGAAGAUACCUAGUAAAUCCGAAUUUAAGGACAAGGAGAAACCCGCCCAGAUACGAAGCAGCAACAUAGUUGCCGCUAAAGCUGUGUCAGAUGCCAUCAAGACCUCCCUAGGGCCACGGGGCAUGGACAAAAUGAUCCAAGAUAGCAAAGGAGAGGUUACAAUUACAAAUGAUGGGGCAACCAUCUUGAAGAAGAUGAAAGUACUCCAUCCAGCUGCAAAAAUGCUCGUGGAACUCUCCCAGGCUCAGGAUGCAGAAGCUGGUGAUGGCACCACCAGUGUUGUCAUUUUAGCAGGUGCUAUGUUGGAAACUGCACAAAUGUUGUUAACCAAAGGCUUUCAUCCAUCCAACAUUUCUGAUUCGCUUCUUCAUUUCGCAUCAAAAGCGGUAGAAGUUCUGGAGUCUAUGGCCAUUCCAGUUGACCUAUCGGAUCGUUCUUCUCUUCUGAAGAGUGCGAAUACCUCUCUUAAUUCCAAGGUUGUUCAUGAACAUUCUGGCAUGUUAGCCCCAAUGGCUGUAGAUGCAGUUCUCAAAAUUGUAGAUCCAAGCCAAGACACAAAUGUUGACCUUCAUGACAUUUGCAUCAUAAAGAAACUUGGUGAAACUGUAGAGGACUCACAGUUGGUUGAUGGCAUUGUUUUCACACAAAAGACUCAGGGUUUUGGAGGACCUAACAAAAUGGAGAAGGCUAAGAUUGGUCUGAUUCAGUUCUGCAUCUCGCCACCUAAAACUGAUAUGGAUAACACAGUGUUAAUUCGAGACUAUGCUGCCAUGGACCGUGUCUUGAGGGAAGAGAGACAGUAUAUUCUUAAUAUAACAAAGAAAAUCAAAGCUGCAGGUUGCAAUGUUCUUUUGAUUCAAAAAUCAAUUCUCAGGGAUGCUGUCAGUGAUCUUGCACUUCAUCUACUAGCUAAACAAAAGAUUAUGGUUGUGAAGGAUAUUGAAAGAGAAGACAUUGAGUUUGUUUGCAAAACUCUUGGUUGCCGACCUGUUGCAUCUCUAGAUCACUUCACACCUGAAUGCAUGGGGUCUGCAGAAUUGGCAGAAGAGAUACAGGCUGGUGGCAGCAAAUUUGUAAAGAUUACAGGCGUACAGAACCCUGGUAGAACAGUAUCCAUUUUACUCAGAGGCAGUAACAAACAGGUAUUGGAAGAAGCUGAUAGAUCUCUUCAUGAUGCCUUGUGUGUUAUUCGUUGUUUAGUAAAGAAAAGGUUCCUUAUUCCUGGUGGUGGAGCUCCAGAAGCAGAACUAUCAGUUAAACUUACUCAGUAUGCACAUUCUCUAACUGGCAUGGAUGCCUAUUGUUUUAGGGCUUUUGCUGAAGCUCUAGAGGUAAUUCCUGCCAUUCUGGCAGAAAAUGCUGGUCUCAGUCCUAUCUCAACUGUCACAGAAUUGCGCAACAGACAUGCACGUGGGGAGACCCAUGCUGGUGUUAAUGUACGGAAGGGUAGUAUUUCUAAUAUUAUUGACGAGAAUGUAUUGCAACCCUUGUUGGUGUCUACCUCUGCCAUUACUCUGUCAGCCGAGUGUGUGCGGUCCAUUCUCAAAAUUGAUGACAUUGUGAAUGUGAUUCGUUGAAAGCAAGGAUCUGGUUUUUGAUACUACCCAAGUGCUUUAAGCGUGCAGACGUCACCCUACUAAUUUUCUGCUGCUUUGCCUCACCUCCACAGUGUAUAAUUGUGAACAAAUUUAGGUCACCUGAAUAAUUGAAUUAAUCUAAACAAUAAAAUAUAUGAAUUAA